AUUUUAUGUAGUAAUAAGACUAAUUCUCAUAAUCUGAUGUAAGAUAGAGGUAAAAGUCUUGUACAGUAGACAAAUUAUCAGAAAAUGAUGUAAUUUUGUUUUUUCUAAUUAAUCAGCUCAAAGAUUUCAACUUAGAUGAUAUUAAUUUCAAUAAAAAGAGAGUAUCUUUGGCAGUUAUUUGUCAAUAGAAUUAAAAUGAUGAAUCUUUAGUUAAAUAUUAGAAAUCAAUUUUGGAAAAUGUAGAUGAACUUAAAGAUGAAGGUUGAUAAUUAUGAAAAUUAAUUUUUAGCUCCUGAAGUAGAGUUUUUUUUGAUGGAAAUACACUUUCCUUAAUAUCCAGAGAGAUCUAUUGCAUUAGAUUUACAAUUUGGAAUAAAAGAAAAUGAGAAAUCUCCUUUGAAGAUUAAAGAAGGGGAAGAAUAUUAUAUUAGUUUGCAUUUUAAGGUGAAAAAUGAUUGUGUUGUUGGUUUAAAGUUAUAUAAUACAAUUAAAAGACAUGGAAUAAAAGGUGUCAAUAUCUACAUAUGAUUUUAGUUGAUUCAUAUGAGGAGAUGGUGGGCUCAUUUGCACCUAAAAAACAUAUAUAAAUAUAUAAUAUGGAAUCCUAAAUUGCUCCAUCAGGAUUUUUAUCAAGAGGAAAUUAUAAGGGAAAAUUGUUGUUUGUUGAUGGGGAUGGCAUUGUACAUAUGCAAUUUGAAUAUUAUUUUGAAAUUACAAAAGAUUGGUGA
Paramecium sonneborni is the source of this 728-nucleotide messenger RNA. The record is from the annotation of a GenBank genome assembly. NCBI's taxonomy places the organism in Eukaryota, Ciliophora, Oligohymenophorea, Peniculida, Parameciidae.